Molecule: messenger RNA, 2327 nt
Organism: Pyrus x bretschneideri (Chinese white pear)
Lineage: Eukaryota; Viridiplantae; Streptophyta; Magnoliopsida; Rosales; Rosaceae
Product: chloroplast sensor kinase, chloroplastic
Exons: 9
Coding region: 79-1974 (631 amino acids)
Source: RefSeq, a predicted model, not a curated record
UUACCUCCGUCCACUCACUCUGACUCGCUCCAUUCAACUCACCACCACAACCUCCUCCUCCCCCUCCUCCGUCUCCAAAUGCUUCUUCUCUCUGCAACCACCCACCAGCACCCGUCAAUUUCCGCUUCUACCCUCCUCUUUCCCCCCAUUUCCCACAAACUCCCCGCCUCCCUCAAACCCAACGCCACCUCCACUCCCCGACCCCAUGACCUCCUCACCAUCAACGCCUUUUCCCCCUCCUCCCUCCAAAACCCUAACCCUAGCUCCCCGCAGACCAUCCGCCACGUCACUCACUCCGCCUCCGAUGGCGACCCCGACUCCAAUUCCAUGGUCCCCUCCGCCUCCGCCGUCGCCUCCGCCAUCCGCAGAGCCUCCACUUCCCCCGUCGACUUCAUGCAGAGGAUCGAGAAGGACCAGAAGAGCGGCAUCGUGCUUCCCAGCCCCGACUUUCAAAGACUCUGCAUUCAGCAGUUGGACCUCUUUCGCCGAAUCGUCGACCCCGGUGCUCUCCUCUCGGUGUAUGUAAGACCAGCUGGUAGUUAUGUGAUGGACCGAUUAGAGCUUCGUAGGGUAACUUGCCAUCCAGGAGUGAAGGCAUCAGACAUUGUGAUAUUAGUCGGAAGUUUUAGUGUUGCUGCCGGUUUUCGCGCCACGGAGGCCGUGCUCUCCAAUCACAAAGUGGAAGUUGUAGCUGAGUGUAAAGCUGUGGUUUUUCCGAUGGUGAAGCACCCUUUUGUGGUAGGCUUCUUGGUUGCUGAACUUCCCGGGAUGGAAAUGCCUCCGCCACCCGGGAGUGUUCAGGGUGAGGAUCGUGAUUUGGUUUGCCGCCCGACUCCUGAGGAAGCCUAUGCUUUGCCUCCAAGCUCCAAUGUCAAAUCUUGGGGUACUCCUCUCAGUCUGGAUGAUCACGUGGAACCAUCAUUAAGAGUAUACAAGUUUAGUGCUGAGCAGAUAUCAAAUGCUAUCAACAUUUCUCGGUCUAUAGCUUUGGCGUAUGUUAUGGAUCAGAAGGCAAUGCUACUCCAGCAGUCAUCAUGGCAGAAUAAUGUCAGGAUGGGUAGUCUGGUUGAACAAAUUCGUGGUCCUCUUUCUAGCCUUCGAACCUUAAGUAAAAUGUUAUCCAUGCAUAUGAAGAGGAGUGAGAUUUCUUAUGACAUUGUUGAAAAUAUACGGGUGCAAGGCGAUCAUAUGAAAGAUACCCUUCAGCAACUCCAGGAUGCUGUCUACUUGACCAAGGCUAAUAUCAUGCGCUCUGGUGAACAUGAUUCAACAUAUUCCUAUCCUGACUCAGUGAGGUCUCGGUUACUGAAUAACCUUCCAAGGGAUAGUUCCAGCAUUAAGAUGCAAGUGCCAAGCGAACAACAUUCUCUAAAUGCCGCAACCAAAGAUAUGGAGAUGCCCAUGCCACCCCUAGCCCUUGCUCCUUUACAGCAAAAUGGGAUUAGACCAUGCAAUGUUUCUGAUAUACUCGUAGAUUUGGUUGAAGCUGUAAGACCUCUGGCUAAAAACCAGCAGCGCGUGGUAGAACUGAAUGAACUUGAAAACUCUUUGCAAGUUGCUGUAGAAGAACCUGCUUUGCGACAGGCUCUGAGCAAUUUAAUCGAGAGUGCAUUACUGCGUACGCACAGUGGGGGAAAGGUAGAAAUUGUGUCUACUGGAGCACCAGCAGGUGGUGCUCUUGUAGUAAUUGAUGACGAUGGGCCUGAUAUGCACUAUAUGACACAAAUGCAUUCUCUCACUCCUUUUGGAGCCGAUCUCUUCUCAGAAAAUAUGGUUGAAGACAACAUGACCUGGAACUUUGUGGCCGGGCUGACAGUUGCUCGUGAGAUCCUCGAAAGUUAUGGCUGUGUUGUCCGUGUCAUAUCACCCCGAAUCACAGAUGCUGAACUUGGAGCAGGUGGAACUCGAGUAGAACUGUGGCUGCCUUCUCUCAUGGAAAUAUCCGAUAUUGAUGGCCCUGCUCAGGGGGCGUAGAAAGAAUUGAAGCUUUCAUCGGUAAGAUUGUUCAAAGACCAGAGAAUUAAUCCUGCCUCUAUCUGAUGAUUUGCGAGAAUGAGGUGGUAGAAUUUGGAAAUUUUUUUCCUUGAUGAUGCGUCUAAACCUAAUACUUGCAAUUUGGUGGAAGUUCUGUAUAGUUUCUCCCCCGUUCCACACCAUGCAUACUCUUGUACAUAAAUAAGGACAAAUAGGGCGCUAUCGGAAUCCGCAUGCGUAUAUGCACCAUGUGUAGUUUCCUGUUUGAAGAUUCUUCACUCGUAUGUAAAAGUUGUCUGUAAAGCUUACAAACUUAAAAGAGUAUAAAACACCUAGCAAACUUGAUUUCUUGA